Molecule: messenger RNA, 4967 nt
Organism: Vitis riparia (riverbank grape)
Lineage: Eukaryota; Viridiplantae; Streptophyta; Magnoliopsida; Vitales; Vitaceae
Product: kinesin-like protein KIN-14S
Exons: 5
Coding region: 3692-4378 (228 amino acids)
Biological process (GO): microtubule-based movement
Molecular function (GO): microtubule binding; ATP binding; microtubule motor activity
Source: RefSeq, a predicted model, not a curated record
CAAUUGUUCACUACUGUCAUGAUUCAUGCCUGAUAUAGUGCUCAAUAUUUACUUUGACAAAGAUCAACUCAGUCAGAAUUGUUGGAGUUGCAAAGAGAGAAAUGAAGAGCCAUGCAUGUCAGAGAAACAGUAGCAAGGAUAGAUGAUUCUUUAUAGCUAGUUAGAAAGUCUAUUUCCAUGGUUGCAGCCAAGCUCGCUAUUCAAUCACUGGAGGUUCAAUAAGAAUAAAUCCAGGCUAAUAUUGGAAAGACAGAGAUGCACAGAUUGAGAUUGACUUUGAAGGGGGAAUUUUAGCAAUAUAUGAAAACUCACAUGGCUGCAAUUUGGGAAGAGAUUCUUAUAGCACAUGUAAGGAAAGUCUCCACCAUGCGUCCAUAAGGAAGGAGGCCACCACGGAUCAUGGAGCAAAAAAGGAGGAAAAGGAUUUCUUUGAGAAGGAUCAUGCAUAUGAUUGAUUCAACACAACUGUUGCCCAUAAAAAAGGAUAUGGAAGUUUCCAUGUAGAGGGGGGCGGGGGCGCGGAGAGAAUAGACACACGGAAAGAAAUCGGGAGGCCACAUGGCGCAGGGAGGCAGAGAGAAGAAAAGCUUGAGAUGAAAAACAGAGAAGAGGGGGAGAGGAAAAAGCAUCCACAAGGUUGGAGAGACAACCAAAGAAAACCAGGAGAGGAAGAGUAUUCGGGAUUUUUGAGGGAGUAAGCUGAACUGUGAAGGAGCAGAGAAGAGGUGAGGCUGUGCUGGCUUGUGAAGUUUUUGGAGAAGAUGGAUCCCACUUGAAGCCAAGCGUGAGCAUGGUUUGAGUAGAGUUCUCCCAGGUAUGGUUCUUGUCAUUUACUAUUCUCUCAUUCACAUUCUGUUCUUCUUUAUUCUCUUUCUAAUUCCUAGACAUCGUUUGUAUUGGUAUGGACAUCACGAUCACUUGUUUGUUUGUUGAAUCUGAUUGCUUGUAACCUUUCUCUGUUUUAGUCGUAUUCUUGGAUUCUUUGUUUUUCCCUCUGUAAGCAGCUGGAUUAAUUCUCGAGUCUGGUGCUUGGUGAUCAUAUAUCUGCUUCCAUGCCUGUCUCACCUGUUCAUAGCCCAUUGAUUCGAAACAUGAAACUCGGCUUUUCUUGGUUCAUUCUGUUUCUAUUUUUUGUGCUCUGUUUUUGGAUACCUUUCCCUGUUUCCGAUACUUAUCUAUGAGGAUUCUUCCCAAUACUGUUGGAGCAUGGAAUUCAAAUUUGGAAGAACGAGAUGGAAAGAAAAUGCAGGGAAUACAGUGAUUUCAUAUCUAGUAAGAGCAGGGAUGGUUCAAGUUUUGCUGGAAGUUAUUCAUCCUUUAUAUCACAGCAACUAUCAGCAUAUUCAGGAAUGAGGAGGUUUUGGCUCUCCAUCUUCUUUGGAAAACAGUCCAUCAGAAAGUGAAUAGUUGUCUCAUGAACUACAAAAUGGCUCAGAUAAACCUCCCAUUAGCAUUCUUCAGAUCAUAACAAACAUCAUCUCCAUUGGCAUGGGGAUCUCUGCUGGAUGUGUCUUCAGUUCACCUAAUCCUGCAAACAACCUGUGGUGGUUUCUCGGUUCAGGCUAAAGGUUUUAUUGUGGAGUCCCCAUACGGGAAUAAGGCCCCUAAUUGAAAUGGAUAUGUUUUCCAAUAGACUGCAAUGCUUCCCACUCAACAAAAGCAAUUUGUUCUUUAGAAAAUUUACAUGGUUCUGAAGAGCAUACUAUUCUAAGUGUUGAGGAUGGGUUGGAAGUGACUGAUGGUCAGGUUGGCAUGCCACUGAUGGCAAUGAAGCCCCAUAGAAACUGGGAGAUCAGUCUUCACGGCAUUGACACCAUUAUAGAGAUGGACUUCUCAUAUGGUUUUAGAGGGGAAAUAUUUGGUGCUUUUUUUUGUAUGCAGUUGCUAAGGUCUUCACAGGAUAAAGCUGAUAUACUUAUGUUUCCCUUGAAAGCUGAUCUGGAUAGGAAAAUUACAUAUGAUGAUGAUAUAAGGCCUAUUUCAGUGUCUCUUGAAUCUUUUGGACCAUGGGCGCCCUUGCUCAACCAGCAAUGACAGUACCUCCCACUCAGCAGAUGCCACAUGUAGAACAACCAAUUCCUCCACAAGUUAGCCAUCCUUCUGAACCUUCACGUGGACAACCCUAUGGCUAUCCCUCUUCUGGUCAAGUUCAAGAUUACCUUGCUGUUUAUUCUCUUCUUCACAUGUAUGACCACCUUGGUGCUUCUCCAUUACUUUAUUGAACAAAGUAGACAGAUGGGAUGAGGUUAUGAAGAUUGUUCAGCGUGUCUAGAAACUCAUGAGAAACAAGGUGGAUUCAGAAUUCAAGUUCAGAAGCAGCAGAUGAUAAUGCCAAGAGAAUAGACCUAGCCAAGAGCCACCUACCAGGCCAAGAUGGAAUUUGUCCUUCAACCUGAUUCUGUUCAACACUGAAAGAGAUGAUUGAUUAUGAUAAACCACUGAAUUUACCUGGCAAAAACCCCGUGCAAAUGAUUGUGCAAAUCAUUGAAACUCAAAGACGCUAUUUCUAAUGGCAGGAUUGCACUAGAAACUCCAUCUCAAGAACCUUCAACAACCACUUCAGAAAGGGCAGUAAAGCAGACUGAAAUCCAUAAAGGCUUUGAUGAAGCCGCACUUUCUAUUGAUGAUUUGGUAGAUCGGAUUGCUGAGGUCCUCAACUCUUUUAGGACUCGGUGCAGUGAUGUACAUGGGAGUUUUGACUGAGCAGCUUGCAUUCCAUACAGACGCUACAGUUGGGGAUUUUCUUAACUCUACUUUCGGCAAUGCAACUUGAAAAAAACCUGGAUAAGACUAACAACCUUGUACCUAAAAAAGAGAUCAUCUCAAAAACCAUGGAUGGGCCUAUGGAUUAAUGACAGCUGUGAUAUCAAUUCUGGAGGUCCUGUUACAACAUCUUUACAAAAUUCUUCAUUUGGUAAGAUGAAUUCAGAAGUGUUCUAAGAGGAAUCAGUCAGAAUCCAGAUGCAAAAAAAGAAGAAUGAGUUAUUUGGCUCUUUCUUUAGAGUGAAUCAAAUACUGGGUCGGAGCUUAAGGUGAAACUGCAGAAAGAGUGUCUCAAGCAGGAGGUUAUCAUGAACUUGGAUGGCUAUCGUAAAGGAAGAACUAAGACCGAUCUCGCUGAAGCUAGUGGUAGUUCCCCAGAUCAUGCAGGUGAUGAUAAUCUUAAUGGGCAGCAAGCUUUGGAACAUGGGGAAAUAGAAGGAGUCGAAUCAACUCAAAGCAGAGCUUGUUUCUCUGAAAUUCGACAAUGGCUGGUUCCAGUAAUUCUGCACUAAAGCUGGGUCAAAGACUUGCAUCCUGUGGUGAAUCCGUUUCACUUGCUUCGUAAAGCAAAAACCAGAAUUCGGAGACUGCAAUCUGGUUAGAAAAUUAGAUCCCUUUAGAGCCAACUUGCCAUCCAAAUCUUAAAGGUUCAGAAUUUCUAGUUAUUUGAGGUGAAAUUAAGAAUCAGUCUUGUUCAUUCUCCAGCAAAGACAUAGUUCAGAAUAAUCCAGUAGAUGCUUCAAUCCUAGAUUUUGAGGGGGCAAAUUGUGAUAAAGAUUGAGCGACACAUCUAAUGAUGAUUUUUUUUUUUUUUUUUUUUGUGUAAACAGAAUUUAGUGGCCUCUAAAAUACCAGAAACCAGAGAAGAGUCUAAACCAACCGCUGGAAUAGCACUUCCACGCAUUUCAGAGGAGAUUGCAAAACCCCAAUGUUUGUUCAGAUCAGCCCAAGUGCUGCAGACUUAGGAGAGGCCCUUUGCUCACUGAACUUUGCCAGCAGAGUCCGGGGAAUUGAGAGUGGUCCUGUUCGUAAGCAAGCAGAUCUCACCGAAAUUUUCAAGUAUAAGCAAAUGGCAGAAAACCUAAAGCAUGAUGAGAAGGAAACCAAAAAAUUACAGGAUAACUUGCAGUCACUGCAAUUAAAACUUGCAGCCAGAGAACAUAUCUGCAGAAGUGUUCAAGAGAAGGUCCGAGACCUUGAAAAUCAAUUAGCAGAGGAAAGGAAAACCAUAUUAAAACAGGAAACUAGGGCCAUUGCUGCUGCUUGUCCAAAACCUCCUGCCUCAUCCUCUUUAAAACAACCACUGAAGACCAUAGCAGUGAAAAGGCCAGCUUUAGGUCCCUCAAAACCAAGGAUGCCCUUGAGAAGAAUCUCCAAUUUCUUGCUCCCACCAUCUCCAAUCCCACCCCACAAAACCAUGAGUUCCUCUUCCAUCCAUCCAGCUUCAACAGAUGACAAAGAAAACAUGCUCAGACCAACAGCUGCAGCAACCAAUACAAAAUCCUUUUUGCAACCAAGACGGACCUCCAUUGCUGUCAGAGUUCCUCCAACAUCAACAGCUCAGGUUCUUCAGCCCAAGAGACGAGUCUCCAUUGCAGCAUUCCGCCCUGAAUGAAAGUCACGCAUGACCACACCCCUCAACACUCAAUUAAAGAGUAGAGGUGCAGUCGGCAGGCAAUCCUUUGUGAGGGACCCACAUAGGAUACGGCUUAUAUCAAGGAUUUUCGCUCCAUUGAGGAGGGCAUCCGGUGCAACAGUGCAGGCAACACCAACUGCCAUGAGAAGCAGUAGUAGAUUCAUGGGCUCAUCGCUGCAGGCAACACCAACUUCCAUGAGGAGCAGUAGUAAAUUCAUGGGUAGUCCUUCUAUGGAAGCAGGUUCAUUGAGGUCAAAGUACCCAGCAAUAAUUGCCUCUGCAAAGGAAACAGUUAGUGUGGAGCCCACUGAAGAUGAGGGGCGGCAUGAGAAAUUACAGAAGGUCAUUAGUACCUUCUUGAUCACCCACUGGGGUAUGAAUAAAGUCUCAGCCUGUAUCAUCAAUUACACUAAAAUGACAAACUCUUUCUCUCCCUAUCCAUUUUUCAAUUUUUUGUUCUUUUGGAUUUUAUUGCCAUUGUAUCCUCUUACUAAGAUCAACAGUUCCUUGUUGAAAUCUUGUCACGGUUUCUUAGUUUCCCAUAAACAAGUGUUUCUAACAUUUGCUC